UUUACGCGCUAAGAUGCCAGCCGAAGGCAUGGCAGUUUAUGUUCUGAUAAGUUUUAUGUGUGUAUUAAAACUUCUUGUAGCCCAAGUACAAUUGCCAUCGGAUGGAUAUUCAUGUACAGAUGGCGUCUGUGUUCCUUAUGACAUGUGUGCGAAUGAAACUGUAAAUGAGUAUGGCGAUGGUCUAGUCGAUAUACGGUUCGGCGGAACUGAAUGCCACGAUGAUUUGGUGUGUUGUAAAACAAACGAUGUUAGAUCGACGAAAUUAGAGAAUUGUGAUGGGAGAUGUGUUUCAUUAUCUCAGUGUUUGGAUGACAAUAGAUAUGAUGGUUCCAGUUUAGGCAGACUGAAAUCUCAAUGUCCAAAUGAUGAAGUCUGUUGCCAUGACAUAAGACAGGAAAUGCCGUUCUUCUCUACAGACUCAACCCGGUGCAAGGGAAGGUGUCUCCCGCCUCAUCAGUGUUCGAAUAAUGAUACUGACACCCAUGGCGCGAGUAUUGUUGAUCUGAGACUCAUUCAGGACGGAUGUGAAAAUGAUACGGUGUGCUGCCAACUUACAGAAGAACUCGAACCCGCACUGGUAAUACCUAUAAUUUGUGAAGGAAAGUGUGUUCCUACUUCUGAAUGUAAACAUAAGACACCAUUAGAGAAUGUGUGUCCGUCCGACUUAGUUUGCUGCAAUGAAAUGCAGACGCAAAUACUAAAUGCAACCCAUGAGAAACUAUGCCAUUGCGUUCCGUUUUAUGAAUGCCUUGACGAUGUUUUCGCUACCCUAAAAUUAUAUUUAAUGUUGUCGGGUGAUGAAUGUACCGGUGACCAAAUUUGCUGUUCGAAUCCUAGAACAAGUGACCAAUUGGCGUCUCACUGUAAAGGGUCUUGCACUCCCGUACACCAGUGUCAUCAAAUUAUUGCAAACAUGGGCAAUGAGAGAGUUUGUCCAGAAGAUCAUGUGUGUUGCGAGGAAAUAAAAACUUUUGAAGUAUGCAAAGAAAAGUGUCUGCCAAUUCAUGAAUGUUCCAUUCCCUUACACGAUACGGCUGAAUAUGGUUCAAUAGAUAUAAGAUCAUCAGAUGGCAUCUGUCCUCAAGAUUUGGUGUGCUGCCACGAACAGCCUGCUGUUUUAACUUCGUUCACGGAGAAGGAUUGUGAAUGUAUUGCAUAUAAUGAAUGCUCUGAUAGAUAUAAGAAAAUGAACUGGAAUGACAUAGACCUCAGAUUGACAAACAAUGAUUGCUCACCAAAUCAAAUCUGCUGCAAAAGAGAUUAUAUAAGUCUGACAAAACCCAGUUGCAACGGAACUUGCGUCGCAUCUAAUAUGUGUCGUCAAACUAGUCGCCCGUUGAAUAUUGGAUCGGAGAAAAACUGUCCAAAUGAUCAAAUUUGUUGUAAUUCAUUCGAUUUGAUUACUGAUGUUAUAAAUGCAUGCGAGGGAACAUGCGUACCAUCUUCGAUGUGUAUGGAUAACCCUCGCGGAUCGGAGAAUUAUGAUCUGAUAAACCUAAGGAUCGUAGACAGUUGCAUGGAAAAUCAAAUAUGCUGCCAAGAAGUUUUGUAUACACCUGAGGUUGCAACAUCCCCAGUAAUUUGCCAGGGAAGCUGUGUUCCAGUCGGGGAUUGUGAAGAAUUGUUGAACGGUGGUGGCUUCAAAGGAGAUCUUCGUCGACAGAUAAUUGAUGAUGGUUGCCCACAUAGUCUCGUGUGUUGUGGGCAUCCACUGAGCAAACCUGCUGCCAAUGUCGCCUGGACGCAAUGGAUAACGGAUAUCAAUAAUAUGGUUGCGCAGGGCGAUGAUGGAAGUAAACAAAAAUGUGUGUCCAAUUUCGACACCCGAGGCACUGAACCGAAAUUCUCUUGGUUUGUAACUGUGUGGAGCUGUCAGGAUGCCCUACGAACUGAAUGUAAUCAAUUCCAGUGCGUUGGAACGCUUGUUAGAGCUGAUGUAGUGCUGGUACCAGCUGAUUGUAUUCUCGAUCUGCCAGAUUCGUGGAUUCGCGUGAGACGUGUCGAAAAACACGUUAAUACAUCACAAAACAGUGAGGCAAUACCGGUACUUAAGAGAAUUGUUCAUCCCGACUUCAAUCGUGACAAUCCAUCGGCAAACAUUGGUUUGCUCUUCCUAACAAAACAUGUCGAAGAAAAUUAUUCAGAUCAAUGCCUGUUUAAAUACAAUGAAAAUAUCAAUGAACACAAUUGCUAUUUAGUUAGCUGGAACAAUUCAGACGAUUCAGAGAUCAACACUCAGCUGAGAAUAUACCGCAUUGAUUUAGAAACGACACCAUCGUGUCAACCAAAUUUCUUCUGUCAAUCAAAUAUCAAGCUAACAGAUUGUGAUUAUUUUCAUGGUUCACCACUGAUGUGUAGCGAUCAAUCCGGUAUCUACUACAAACAGGCAGGAUUGGUAACGAAGCGAAAUCAUCGGUGUGAUGCCAGUAAACCUGAAUCGAUCUUGAAAAUUGCUUCACUACUACCGUGGAUCAGAGAGCAACUUAUGCCCAGUUUCGUACAGAUACCAAGUGACCGUGAACCAUCCUACAAGUAUUUACCGGCUACGUUUCCAGCAAUAAACAGUGUGGCGUCAGAAACGUUAAUGUUAUUGGAUUCCGAAUCACGGGAAAUACUGAUGGAGUGUCACAGUGAACUACCUUGGACGUUGAUGGUGAUGACCAGGAUGAUUGUACUCGAUGUAUCCAAAGACAUUCACGUGGGAUCUGCUUCACUUAUUUCACCUGGAGUCGCAUUGACUGCUGCUCACAAUCGUCAGGUAUCUCGAACGAUAAUCCACGAAAACUACAACACACAACAUCAUAAUAAUAUUGCUUUACUGGUGUUUGAUAAGCCGUUGGAGUUAGAUCGACAUAUCCAACUAAUAUGUCUACCACUGGAACCGAUUGAGUUUAACCGAAAGUCUUGUCUAACAGGAGGUUGGGGUGAAAACCAGCUCCAGGGUAAACACAUGGUGAACAUUAUGAAAAAAAUUGAAGUCCCUCUGAUGGAUCACGAUCAAUGCGAAGCAGCCUUCCGUACUACGAGGUUAGGUCAGAACUUUAUAUUGGAUGAAAGUUACAUCUGCGCUGGUGGUGAGGAAAAUGUUGAUGUUUGUACCGGUGAUGGCGGAGCUCCUUUAGUUUGCUCGGAUCCCAGUGGAAUAUACUAUCAAAUCGGUAUAGUUGCCUGGGUACUUUUAAUGAAGAGGAUUUCACUGCUGGUAGCUGCAAUUGCCGUUGCGGCGGUCGGCGCCAAUUCACCUAUCGACAAAAUCUAUUUCCCCGAGAAUGAAACGUCAAUUCUGGAUUUUGCAAACCGGGCCGGCGUUGAUGGAGCUGUCACCCCAGACCCUUUUGGCCCAAACUCACCGACACUCUCACCAAUGACGUUAAUCACCGCUCAAGGUGACAAGUGUACCUGUGUACCAUAUUUCAUGUGCAAACCAGAAGCCGAAUUCGCCGAGCAGAAUAAGUUUAACGAAAUUGAUGUAAACUACAAUCCAGAAAGCUGCCAGGAUGUUUUGGAUGUAUGCUGUCGGGCUGAAGACUCGCUCGUAGUACCUAUGAACAAUACUCCGGGAGCAGUGACUACGAAUAGUAAACCUAAAGGUUGUGGCUUAAGAAAUAUCGGAGGCAUUGAUUUCACUCUCACUGGCAAUUUUAAUAACGAAGCCGGUUUUGGUGAGUUCCCUUGGACGGUCGCUAUAAUAAAGACAACGGAUGGCUCAAGUCAUUGCGGUGGCUCACUGAUUCAUCCAAAUCUGGUUCUAACGGGAGCACAUUGCGUUCAGGGACAGCGCAGAGGUGAACUCAAAAUUCGUGCUGGAGAGUGGGAUACACAGACAACGAAAGAACGACUUCCGUUUCAGGAACGUCUGGUUACCCGUAUCAACAGCCAUCCUGAUUUCAACCCUCGAUCGUUAGCGUUUGAUAUUGCCAUUUUGGAAUUGGAGAGCCCUGUGAGUUUGACCGAUCAUAUUAACGUGGUGUGCUUGCCACCGAAUAACUAUGACACAAGACGUUCCGACUGUUUCGCAAGUGGCUGGGGAAAGAAUCAGUUUGGAAAGGCGGGGCGUUACAGUGUCAUCAUGAAAAAAGUUCCACUGCCACUUGUGGAAUCAUCGACAUGUGAACGUCGACUGCAGAACACACGCCUUACAAGUCGGUUCAGACUACACCAAACCUUCAUCUGUGCCGGUGGAGAGCAAGGGGUUGACACUUGCGAGGGAGAUGGUGGCGCUCCUUUGGUAUGUCCGAUCGGAUCUACUAACGACAAUCGGUAUGCUCAGAUUGGUACCGUUGCAUGGGGUAUCGGAUGUCACGAAAACAUUCCUGCUGUUUAUACUAAUAUUAUGAGAUUCAGAUCGUGGAUCGAUAAUGUAGUCAGAACACUUGGGCAUGACAUUACUGUCUACGAUUCUAAUCUUUCGCAAUUUGCCGGACUAUUUGGGUAAAUGUUGAUGCAUUGAUUUAGAAUACAUGAUACAAUGAACUGAACUAAACAA
Messenger RNA from Malaya genurostris, 4486 nucleotides. RefSeq lists its product as uncharacterized. The coding region runs from base 14 to 4435 and encodes 1473 amino acids. Lineage: Eukaryota; Metazoa; Arthropoda; Insecta; Diptera; Culicidae. The record is from RefSeq and is a predicted model, not a curated record. Gene Ontology annotation, biological process: proteolysis. Gene Ontology annotation, molecular function: serine-type endopeptidase activity. The transcript has 9 exons.